Molecule: messenger RNA, 5157 nt
Organism: Gigantopelta aegis
Lineage: Eukaryota; Metazoa; Mollusca; Gastropoda; Neomphalida; Peltospiridae
Product: N-alpha-acetyltransferase 35, NatC auxiliary subunit-like
Exons: 20
Coding region: 59-2200 (713 amino acids)
Biological process (GO): N-terminal peptidyl-methionine acetylation
Cellular component (GO): NatC complex
Source: RefSeq, a predicted model, not a curated record
GUUCAAUGGCGACUUGCAUUGAGAAACUUGUGUGAUAAUUCAACUUGUUCCAUAGAGAAUGGAAAAUUGCACCGAGAAAAGUGAAAAGCCUUUAUACAACUGGACCGAUGUGACCAAAGAAUUCAUUGAUGCAUCAUCACAGCUGGGGCUAGGCAUCUUGCUUCAUGAUUCCUCGUUUGGACUGUUUGAAGCCAUGUCGGCCAUUGAGAUGAUGGAUCCCAAGAUGGAUGCCGGCAUGGUGUGUAACCAGAUCAAGAGGAAGGUCCUCACUAUGGAGCAGGGCAUCGAGGCUGGAACUAUAAAGAUUAAGGAUCUUGCGGUGCCUGAACUAAUCGGAAUAACUGAUGCUACGUUGUGUUGUUUAGUGACAUGGCUUGAGGGCCACUCCCUUGCUCAGACUGUGUUUACCAACCUAUAUCUACACAACCCACACCUCAUAGAGGACCGAUAUCUAAAAGCUUUCUCCAUCUGUAGUCUGCGCAUCGUUGACCUCAUACGAGACAAAAUCAACAGAGCUGGUGUUUUCGAAGAGGAAGACUUCCAGCCAUUGUCCUAUGGUUUCAAGAUGGCCCCCGACAUGUCUGAUGCGAGGUGUUGUGGCAUGAUGAAGGAAAUAGAAGACGACCUUAACAGACUGAUCAAGACAACGAGAAGUAAACCUGGUGAGAACCGCAAUGACAGCACUGAACACGAGCAUGAAGUGGCAUUGGCUUUACAUUCCCGCAUCCGAUUUUACCGACUCUUUCACUCAAUGCUGUUGGCUUUUAACAAAGAAAAGUGUGAGGGAAUAUCACAGGCUCAAAAAUUGCUGUCUCAGCUGUCGGAACUUUUGCCUCAGUUAGUGUCGUCCAGUCAUCUUGGAAUAAAACCUGCUGUGAGGGAAGCGACGAAAAAUGAUUAUCCAACCAUCAUGGGCUUUGAGCCUUUAAUUAAUCAACGACUGCUUCCCCCGACAUUUCCUCGCUACACGAUGAUCAAAACCUCUUCAGAAGCAUUUGAGUAUUUUGACAACUUGUUUAACAAGUUGCAAGUGGUUACUGGUGUGCCAAGCUUAACAACUCUACAUAAUAUACUGGAAGUGUUCACCGAGUUCAGCAAGUGUUCACCCUGUGUGUUAGCACGGUCCAUAUUGCAGCAAACAUUUCUACCUCCAAACCAUCGAGUAUUUGGAAGCCACACGGUGGUGGAUUUUAUGAAAGACACAAUUAGGAAUUUCAUGGCUCCUCCUGCUCUUGCCCAGAAGUGUUCCCUGUACAAUAACCCCCAGGCCAAGGAGUACGUUGAUGCACUGUUGACACAUGCUGUGAACCCUAUAUGCAUGCUAUUUCAAAUCACGGGACACAACCGUGCUCGCCAGAGAGACAAGUGGGCGCAUGUGCUGGAGGAUUUUGCAAGUCUUCAGGAGGAGGCGGACAAGGUGGACUCGUACCUGCACAGUCUGCUGAUCAAAGUGGAGCCUAACCGCAGCCACCUGGCGUGCUUUGGUACGUGGGUUCUCUACCACAGCCUGCAGGUGAUGAUCAACUACGUCCUGUCGGGCUUCGAGCUGGAGCUGUAUGCACUCUACGAGUACCACUAUGUGUACUGGUAUUUAUAUGAAUUGUUGUAUGCGUGGCUGGUUUCCACAUUGCACAGGGCAGAAAAUUUUCUUCUUGAACACGAGACCAUGUUAGAUCAACAAAUGAAGAGUAGAAACAAUAAAAAGAAUCACCGGAGGAAAAAGCGUUCAAAGAUUGUCAGCAAGGAAAUCGUCAUUGCUCAGACCCAGCAGCAGAUGUUUGGUGGAUACUACAAGGCUGUGCUCGGCUUUCAGCUGGAUGGGAAAAUAAAGCAGACAGACUUCGAGUUUGACAGUGAAGAAGUGCGGUACUGCCAUCGGUUUGCCCCCUUCACUAACGUGGUCACUCCACCCAUGGUUCACUACAGUCAGUACAAAGAAAUGUCUGAUUUACAGCGUUACGAGUGUGAGCCGACGGCUAAAGAUAUGUACAGUGCAGCAUGCAAGUGUUUCUACCAGGCCAAGCAGCUGUAUGAGAGUUUACCGUACCCAGAUGAAGAGAUCCAGUCCUUGAUUAAAAUAUCAAAAACCAAUUUUGUUGUGAUGAAACUGCUAGUAGGUGGGCACAAGAAAGAUUCCACUGAUCCACCGGAGUUUGACUUUAGCCAGCACAAAGUUUACCCUAUUAUCAAGCUUGUGUGAUACAGUGCUGUGCUAGCCAGUGAGCAGCCUAUUAGCCACUGACCGUGGACUAGCCAUAGACCCUAGAAACCACUGUGUGAACCGAUUUAUCCAAGCUCAAUGUGUCACAUUGCAAUCUGGUACCAGCAGUACGUUCUGUUUUGUGAAUGUCUGCCAAGCUGAUGUGUGAUCUCGUUGGUGAAUAUGUGAGAGGACGAAGUAUAAACUAGAAAAUAAAACUGUGUACAAGAAGUGUAGAUGGUCGUGAAGUUGAUAAUAAAUGGAAUCACUUUUCACUGACGUGUGGCGUACCUGGCCUCUUCAACCAAUACAAAGGUUGUCUGUGUAAUGAUGUCCUCUAGUUCAGAUUUCCAGGCCUCUGGGAAUUGAAUAUUUACUGAAAUCAAUUAUGGGUUAUGAUGAAAACAUGUUUCUGGUAACCCAUUUCCUUUUUUUUCUUCAAAACCUGUCAUAACCAUGUCAAUGAAAUCCUAAAGAGUGAAUGUAAUGAGUAAAAACGAGUAUUUAACAAAAUGGAUGGGAGAAAUAAACUGUUGCUUUCACAAUUUUCAGAAGCUUGAUUGUGUAUUAAAAUACCAAACUAAGGAUGCAGUACAAAAAAACCCACACAAUUAUUUUGAAUCUUUGAAACAUAAACAUGACAAAGCUAUAGAAGUGUCCACAAUGCAAAUGUCUGUUAUUUUUCACAUACAGUUAUUUGUAAAAAGCAUUAUCAUUAUGGGCAUUGUUGUGAUAGCCACAGCCUGUACCUUGUUAUUAACGAAAAGGAUUUAGACUUAAUAGUGUACCUAUGACAACAGCCUAAAAACUAAGUUACGCUUUCCAAACAAAAUAUAACGGUAUGUUGAGUUAGGUUUAUGUCAUUUCAUAAAAUGUUAAUUUUCAUUUUGUGCUGAGAAGAAGACAUCUGAAAAAUAGUGCAUAUUGUUUUUAAUAUAUUUUAUUACCUGUACAUACCAUUGUUUUAUAUAUCUUUUUGUUGCAGACAGAGAUACUUGUGUUUCUUUGAAACAUUUUAAAAAGAAAUCUGAAUUAUUAUGUUGAAUUUUCUGGUGUUUUUUAACAGGUUUUGUUACAGACGUUUAUGUUAACUAAUUAGUAUUCAGUAUUUGAAGUAAGAACAAAUCUGAAACUUGAUUGCAAGUUACUGUGUUGCCUAUUAAAGUAGCAUUAAGAGUUACACUAAAUACAUUAUGCCAGUUUUUCUUGACCUACAUAUUAUUUAGCUAUUAUCAAUAAAAGAACACAGCACAAACUUUAUAAAUUUAUUCAUGAUCAAAAAUCGAAAUCAUCAUCCCAGGGAACAUUUUUAGUCUAUGGUGUCAUCGUGUUUGUAAUAUUUUGUGAUGACAGAUUAUUUCAGUGUUAUCUUAAGAUGUCGUCACCUGGAGAAGUCAGUAAUAUAUUAAUUUGCCUUUGAACUGGGGUUAGGAAUUGUGGCCAAUGCAUAAUCUUUGUAAUUGGUGUGAGGGGGCAGAGCCCCCAUGCUCAACCACUAAUGUAUGGCACUUAUGAUAGUUCUGUUUAGAAAACAUUUAUUGUAAAUGUCGACUUUGAUAAUGUUACUGUCAAACAGUUUCCAGUAGUUGUGAUAAUCUACAUGUAGGCAGUACAAAAUAGUGUUGGCUAGUACAACUGUUUUUAGUGCACUAUAGGUUUUAUCUCCGUCCGUCCUGUUUUGACGGAGUUAUGGCCCUUGAACUUAGGAGAUUUAAAAUUUAGUUUUCUGGACUUCUGUUUUGCAAUGCCUGAAGAUAUUGAAAUGACUUUUUGUAUAUUUCUUUAUCAUGUACUGUUACAGAUCACGUUUAUCUUUCAUAGUGAUUUACCCACAUCUCACAGAGGUAUGGCUCUUGAUUUUAGGAGAUACGGAAAAAAAUUGAGUUCUGUAGGAGACAUGUAUUGCUUUAACAUAAUGCUUUAAACAUUAUGUUUAUUAUCAUUAACAUAAGCGUAUGAGACAGGGAGCAAAUCAUCAAAUUCGUGCAAAAAUGAUAGAGGUAUUUGGGUAAAAUGUGCUAAUCUGAUUCCUUUUUACCAUGUAUUUCCAUCAUUCUACCCACAAAAUUGCACAUUACUUGAAACAUGCUUAUAAUAUCAAUUUUGGCAACUUAAACAUGUUUCUGGACAUCCUGUUGUUUGUACUAGUUGAAAAUAUUCAUAUCUGGGUUUUUUUAAAAAGAAAAAAAGAUAUGUAGCUCAGAAAUUUGGGUCAUCGGCUUUAAAGAGGUUGUUUUGUGUGAAACUACUGUCCGUCCAUACGAUACGUCGAUAGGCAUCUGGCAGUAGGCAUUUACCUCAGUCAGUGUGAGGCUUAUUCUGUAUGAAUACUCUGAUAAAUCCAUUUCUUCGGUUGUGUUUUGUCAUCUGUUAAUUUUGACGAGCCAGUGCUGAAAAUGCUUUGAUGAUUUCAAUAUAUGGUAUGAUAUCUGUUAAAAUGUUUUUGUUGUUGCAUUCAGUUGCAUUAGAAAAAGGUGUCAUUAUAAACGUUUUAUUUAUACUCACCUUUUAGGUUAGAGCUGGAAUCUCAAGCUAGUAAUAAUCUACGAAAUCUCAAACAGAAAUCAUAACCAAUGUGUAUUCGCUAUACUACAAUACUCGUUGUUUUAAAUGUGGCAGUAUUUGAACUUACCAUAGUUCAAAAGACACUGUUGCAACACACAGUAUGAAAUUAACACAUGGCUAGUGCUGCAUUUUAAACUAGAUCCUUCGUUACUUUGCAUUUUUCAUUUAUAAUGAAAAUAACUUACUAACUAGUGUUCCAUUUCAGAAUGGUAAAUGAGCUAACAUCAAUAACUAUCUGGUUAUUAACAUUAAGCUGGCAUCUAUUAUUAUUAGCUAGUUAUUAAUGCCUGCAGUAAGGAGUAGAGAAAUUGUGCUUGACAUUCGUAUUGGAUUUGUCAGUUCUUGCCGUGUUACAUCAUUUGAAAUGUAAUAAAAUUGGGAGUACAGUAAAA